AGUUCAGUACAGGGAAAACUCACCUCCUGCAUGCAGCGUUUCAGUUUGUCGAAAUCAUUUUUUUAAGUUAGGUUAUAAUCGUAUGCAUCAAAUCAUACAAUUAAUUAUAAGCUAGUUUUUUAAGGAAAAAACUUAAAUUUAGUGAAUUUGCAGUGCGAAUAAAUUGAGAUUCUCGCAGACGAACACUUGGCGGAAACGAAAGUUACGUGUUGAAGGCGUGGCUUUGGUUUUCUUAGCUAAAACACCCAAAAAGUGUGGAUAUAGCAUAUGCAAACCCCUUAAGAAGUCGGAGUUUAUUCACCUUAAGCUAGCUAUAUUUUGCUAAAACAACAUUAACGCUAAAAAAAAAACUACAGAAAAAACUAGCCAAACUACUCACGAGUUACAACGGUGGUAAAAGUACUGAAAUCGGUGACAAACAAGGCAACGAAAGUAUAGAAAACUUUACGGAAGUAACAGAAGAAGUAACGGCCUAAAAACGAUUUCAACAACAGCAACUAGUCCUCAGAAGAUCAUGGAGGAGGAUGAGAGGGGAAAACUGUUUGUUGGCGGUCUAUCGUGGGAGACGACGCAGGAAAAUCUUUCACGUUAUUUCUGCCGUUUUGGAGAGAUUAUUGAUUGCGUCGUAAUGAAGAACAACGAGAGUGGUCGUUCGCGCGGAUUCGGCUUUGUGACAUUUGCGGAUCCGGCAAAUGUAAGCCAUGUACUACAGAGUGGGCCUCAUACUCUUGACGGCCGUACAAUUGAUCCAAAACCGUGUAACCCACGUACACUGCAGAAACCUAAAAAAGGAGGCGGCUAUAAAGUAUUCCUUGGUGGUUUGCCGUCCAAUGUUACUGAGACGGAUUUACGUACUUUCUUUGGACGGUAUGGCAAAGUAACUGAGGUCGUGAUCAUGUAUGACCAAGAGAAGAAAAAAUCGCGAGGAUUUGGCUUUCUAUCCUUUGAAGAAGAAUCAUCGGUGGAACAUGUUACUAAUGAACGCUACAUCAAUCUUAAUGGAAAGCAAGUGGAAAUUAAAAAGGCGGAACCUCGUGAUGGAUCUGGUGGCCAAAACGCUAAUAACAGUAAUGUUAGUGGUGGUUAUGGCAAACUUGGUAACGAGUGCAACCACUGGGGCCCUCAUCAUGCUCCAAUUAACAUGAUGCAAGGUCAGAACGGCCAAAUGGGAGGACCACCACUUAAUAUGCCAAUUGGUGCGCCGAAUAUGAUGCCAGGCUACCAAGGCUGGGGCACUUCGCCACAACAACAAGGCUAUGGAUAUGGGAACAGUGGUCCUGGUUCUUACCAAGGUUGGGGAGCACCACCAGGCCCCCAAGGACCACCACCACAAUGGUCAAACUAUGCUGCUGGUCCCCAACAAACCCAAGGAUAUGGAGGUUAUGAUAUGUACAAUUCAACUUCAACUGGCGGGCCAUCUGGUCCUUCAGGCGGUGGCAGUUGGAAUUCGUGGAAUAUACCACCCAACUCGGCUGGUCCAACAGGAGCACCAGGCGCUGCUGCCGGAAGCGCUACAGAUAUGUAUUCGCGCGCUCAAACGUGGGGAGCAGGAGGUCCCUCGACAACUGGCCCCGUAGGCGGAAUGCCACGUACUGGUCCGGGUAAUUCCGCUUCAAAAUCGGGCUCGGAGUAUGACUACGGCGGUUACGGCUCUGGUUAUGACUAUGACUACACCAGCUACAAACCAGAUGGCGGUGCUUCGAAUUAUGGCGCCGGGCCGCGUUCAGCGUAUGGAAAUGACAGUGCAACACAACCACCAUACGCUGCCUCACAGGCAGUCUAAGACGCAUUAGUCGAAACACACACUUAAAGCGCCCAACUUGCAGCGUCCUCGCCGAACUAGUGAACGCUGCCUUUCGGCCUUGUAUGUGUGAAACAAGAUUAAAUUUAAGCUUAGCGUCUAUUCAUUCAGUUCAGUUGUUGAAAUUAAUUACUAACUAUAUAUACUACAUAAACAAAUACUAAAUAUAAAGUUUAUAUACAUACAUUACUUAUAUUGAGGAAAAAGGACAAAGAAUAUAAAAAUAUGUGAAGGCAUAAACAUAAAGCAAGAAGCAUUAGGCACUUAACAUACAUACAUAAACACUGCUACCAUCCGUUAUACACAGACACAGAGUAAACAUAAAUCGUAGCUUAAAAUCACAAGCAAAAAGUAAAUUCAUGAUUUGAAAGAUUUUAGAGAACAAAUCGUAAACUGUUCACAUUAAUCUAGUAUAAAUUUGAUAGAAUAAAUCAACUGGUACAGCAAUACGGAUAUGCGAGACUGUAGAAAAAAUGGGCAUAUGUGGUAGCGCCCUUAUUUUGAAUUAUUUGAGUUAUUUAUUUUUGCAUGAAUUAAUGAAUGAAUGCCCAAAAUAACUCGCUUUUAGGCACAAUACAAUAAUUUAGAUGCAUAUUUUUCGGGAAUACAUUUAUACUUAACGUGUUAUAAGUUGUACCUAAUCAUUUGAAUAAGCUAUUAGUGUUUAAGGAGUUGUUUUAUCUCACUCCCCAGUAAUAUUUACUUUUAGUUCUCUAUAUUAGGAAGUUUGUUGAUCUGUAAAUUCGUUGCAUAUCUGUGCGUUUGCCGCAUUUAAGGCACUACAGUCUAAUCUAGCUGGCAGUUCCAGUUGAUUUUCCCUUUUUUAUAAUUUCAAGAGAGUAUUGUUAAAUUUCAUUUAAAAAUUUUAUUUUGUGUGCGUAAAUUUUAUACGCCAAUAUACAUAUAUAACUUAUGGUAACACUUAUGGUUUGAUGUUUAGUUACAACUAAAAUUAUAGUAAAAAUAGUAAAUUACAAUAUCUUAAUAAUAUACAAAACUACAUAUGCAUUACUAUUUUAAUUUUGAUGAAUGUAAAUGAGAAAAAUUGAAUAGGUGAAGACGAAAUGUAAACACAUAAAUUCACUUUAUAACCUAUGAAGGAUAACAAAAAUUAUGUGUAGUAAUAGUGAAUUAAUGAGCCAAUAUAUAUAGAUACAAAUAUAUAUUUACCUACAAAUAUAGUUUACGUACAAUAAUUUAUCAAAAUUUAAUGAAACAAGAGGACAAAAAAAAAAGGAAAAUGAACAAAAAAUUACAUUUGAAGUUGAUAAGAGUAAAUAAACGGAAUGUUUUAAUUUAGAAAUAGUAUAUGUCAUCAAUGAUGUAGUCUAUAUAUAGUUUAUAACUAUUACUACGAUAAUUACCACUACAACUUACGUGACGGUGUCCGCGAAAGUAAUGCAAAUAAACAAAAAUAGUAGUAAACACAAAAGGUGGUUUGUAAAAUUGUUUUUCAAAAGGGAUGCAAUUGUCCUUGCGAUAAGUACGAGUUUUUAAAAGAGUGCAUUUGUAUUUUGGUUUAAAUUGUUAACAUCGUCAUGUCCACAAUUACUUUAAAAUGUGCUUUAAAUAAAUAACUUAUGUUGGACGUGGUUUCAUAUAAGACUUACCAUCCAUGUAAGCUAUGGUUAUACUUUUGAAUUUACCUGCUUUUUGUGAGCACCAAAAAAUCAAUUUUCUGUUUUUAUUUUCUUCGAGAACCAGUUCAGUUACAUUAACAUGCUUACGACGAAAAUAGAUGUUACAAGGAUUAAGCUAAAACAUUAAAGAUUCUUAUAUUAUUCAAACGGAACGGAAACAAAAUGGUGGUAGCUAGUGUUCGCAAAUAUCACCGAUGCGAGCCUCAGAAAAGAAAAAAAAAUAAACUAAUAGAAUAUUAUAACAAGAAAACCUGACGUAAUUAUUAAAUUUAAUAUAAAUACCAGAUACAAUAACAAUAAAUUACUGUAAACACACCUACAUACUUUAAAAAGCAUACAUAACUAAAUUACAUUUAAAUGGAGAAUAGAAAAAAAUUACAAUUUAUUAUCUACCACAUACAUUUAAAUCUAUGUAAAAUUAAAUUAAUCGUAACAUAAUGAUAACUAAUUUAACAAAACAAAAUAAGUACAUAUUUGAUAGAACGAAUGCUAAAUUACAAUUACAAAUGAAACAAAUCUAAAUUUAAUGUACGCUAGUAUAAAAUUUUAACGUAAAACUAAAUUAAAUAGCAAGCAACCACUUGAUGCAAAGUUAAAGUAAACGUAACGUAACGUAAAGUAAAAGAGGAUUAAACACAAAACCAACACUGACUGUUAAUUGUAAAACAAUUUCUUUAAUUAUUAUGAUUUACUAUAAAUUUUAAAGUUUACAUUUUAAUUGAAUAUAUAAUAUAUACAUACAUAUAUUAAAAUAUAUACAUAUAUAUUUAAAUACAUGCAUACAUACUUAUUAUCAAAUAUCGUAAUUAAAUGAAAUACUUUUCAACCUAACAUGAGAUGAGACGGGAAGCUACAUACAUAGGUAAAAUGAAUGAGCCUUGAGGCAUAUCUUGGGUAUGUUAUACAUAUAAUUUUUCUGCAUUGUUAUGCUUUCAUAUUGAGUUAAUAUUGCUAACUCGUCAGUUAUAAAAUAAAAUGAGGUGAAUUUUGCUAAUAA
This is a messenger RNA of Anastrepha obliqua, 4438 nucleotides long. RefSeq names its product heterogeneous nuclear ribonucleoprotein 27C (gene Hrb27C). The transcript has 4 exons. The record is from RefSeq and is a predicted model, not a curated record. NCBI's taxonomy places the organism in Eukaryota, Metazoa, Arthropoda, Insecta, Diptera, Tephritidae. Gene Ontology annotation, molecular function: RNA binding. The coding region runs from base 515 to 1783 and encodes 422 amino acids.